Messenger RNA from Alexandromys fortis (reed vole), 2994 nucleotides. RefSeq names its product leukocyte immunoglobulin-like receptor subfamily A member 2. NCBI's taxonomy places the organism in Eukaryota, Metazoa, Chordata, Mammalia, Rodentia, Cricetidae. The transcript is spliced from 8 exons. The record is from RefSeq and is a predicted model, not a curated record.
AUGACUUUGUCCUGCACCUCUGACCAUCAGUUUGAAAUGUUCCAUUUGUCCAGGGAAGGGGUACCUCAGGGACAUGGGCUUCCUGCAGUCCAGAGCCACAAUGGGAUAUCCAAGGCCAUCUUCCUUCUUGAUCCUGUGAUCAAGAAAGGGACGUAUAGAUGCUAUGGCUCUUUCAGGAAUUUCCCCCAUGUGUGGUCAUCCCCAAGUGACCCCUUGUACAUUGCUGUCACGGGAAUUAAUAACAAACCUACACUGACUGCCUGGCCAAGCCAUGUUAUUCCUCAGGGACAUAAUGUGACCCUCACUUGUGACACUCACAGUGUGUUUAACAUAGUCAAGUUGUACAAAGAGCAUGGGGAUCCUAAAUUUCAGGUCUAUAAUGGAAUGUUCCAGAGGAGUCUUCUCUUGGGGCCUGUGACACCAGCAUUUGGAGGAACCUACAGAUGCUAUAGUUAUAUACCUCAAUACCAUAAUGAACUCUCAUCACACAGUGAGCCUCUGAAGAUCAUAAUUUCAGGAAUCUACAGGAAACCUUUCCUUCUGGCCCUACCAACUCCUCUGAUAAAAUUAGGAGAGAAGGCGACAUUGAAGUGCCACUCAGAGAUUAUGUUUGACAUUUUCAUUUUGACUUCACAUAGAAUGGGAAUAAACAAGGACUCUUAUCAGCUCUCUGCAGAAUAUCAUUUUGGAGGAUCCAAUGCCAACUUCCUAAUAGGACCUGUGACACCUGAGCAUGCUGGAACUUACACAUGCUAUGGUUCUUACAAGCAAACACCAUAUGAGUGGUCUGAUUCCAGUGACCCUGUUGACAUAAAGAUCACAGGAAUCUACAGGAAGCCUUUCCUCCUGGCCCUAACAACUCCUCUGGUAAAAUUAGGAGAGAAGGCAACAUUGAAGUGCCUAUCAGAGAUUAUGUUUGACACAUUCACUUUGACUGCAUGUAGUAUGGGAAUAAGCAAGGACUCUUACCAGCUCUCUGCAGAACCUCAUAUUGGGGGGUCCCAUGCCAACUUCCCAAUAGGUCCUGUGACACCUGACCAUGCUGGGACUUACACAUGCUAUGGAUCUUACAAGCAAACACCAUACGAGUGGUCUGAAUCCAGUGACCCUGUUGACAUAAAGAUCACAGGUUUAUACAAGAAACCUUCCUUGUCUGCCCUGAUGGGAACUGUGGUGACAUCAGGAGAGAACAUGACCUUGUCCUGCAUCUCUGAACAUCAGUUUGACAUGUUCCAUCUGUCCAUGAAAGGGGUUCCUCAGGGACAUGGGUUGCCCGCAGAGCAGAGCCACAGUGGGACAUUCCAGGCCAACUUCCUUCCUGUUCCUUUGAUCCAGGCAGAGACGUAUAGAUGCUAUGGUUCUUUCAGGAACUCUUCCCAUGUGUGGUCAUCCCCAAGUGACCCACUGUACCUUUCUAUCUCAGCUUCUGCAAGCCAUCUGAGCCUAGGCUGUUUCCUUUCAGAAUUUCCCAUUCCUACCAUAUCUGCUGCCACAAGUCCUGUGGUUCCCUGGAAUGGGUCUGUGAGGAUCCUCUGCCAGGGAAUUCCUGAAGCCUUCCUGUACCAGUUGUCUCUGAUGAAAAACUCCACACACACAGUUAUAGAGAAGAAACUGGGAUUUCAGAAAGAGGCCGAAUUCAUCAUCAACCACAUGAAUACAACCACAGCCGGAUGUUAUCAGUGUCAGUACAGGAAUAAGGACCACUGGUCAGAGUAUAGCAAACCCCUGGAGCUGGUGGUGACAGGCUUUUACAAUGAACCUGUCCUCUCCGCAGACCAAAGCCGUGUGCUGAUAGCAGGAGAAAGCAUUUCCCUCCAGUGCAGUUCAGCACACGACCUGUUCAGCAGAUUUUCACUGGUCAAGGAGGGAGAUGCUUCUUUGCCGCAGCACCAACAUGAAGGCAAAUUCACUCUUGGUCCCGUGAACCCUAACUUCGCCGGAAAUUACAGGUGCUACGGCUGGCACAACAGCAGUCCCUAAGUGUGGUCAGCCCCUAGCAAUGCCCUGGAGCUCAUUGUCACAGACUCCAAGAAGCAAGGUUACAUGAUGGAGAAUUCAGUCCGGAUGAGUAUGGCAGGGCUGGUGCUUGUGGUCCUCUUGGUGAUACUAGCUGAAGACUGGAACAGCCACAGGAUAUCACAAAGAAGACUGUCAGGAAUUGACUGCACCAAGACGGAGCAGACAGUGACUGUGGGUGGGGAUGGGAGCUAUAGGUGGGGAGGCUUCUUGCAAAACGGAAAAGCAAUUAGAGGCUCAGAUCCAUUUGCAGAAUGCAAGGCAUGUGUAAAGUAUCCACCACCCAUGUGUUUGAACACUGGCUCCCCAGCAGAUGGUACUGUUUAUGAGGAUGUGUAAACUUUAAGAUGUGCUAUAAGUAGGUCACUGGGGCUACUAUUUAAAUGUUAUACUCACUUCAGGUUCCCACCUAGCUCUCUGCCACUGUAUACUCCUGUGGAGCUGCUCCUAUUUCAUGCUUUCCUGCCACAAUAGAAUACUCCCUCUGAAAACAUGAGCCAGAAUUAGCCUUGCCUUCCUUUCUUUCAAGACAAAAAUAAAUUAAGUAGUACACAGAGUUAUCACGCGGUGUGGUCCUAGGUGGAUCUGAUGCUAUUUCUUUUCUCCUGGUUAGUAUUCAGGUUAGUUAUAAAUACAUUUUUCUUUUAUUUGUGAGAUUAUAAUAUAACUACAUCCCUUGGUUAGGUCUUUUUGUUUUUCAACUCAACACAAGUGAGGGUCAUGUGGGAAGAGGAGACCUCAACUGAGAAAAUGUCUCAAUCAGAUUGCCCUGUAGGCAAUUCUGUGAAAUAUUUUCUUGAUUAACAUUUGUCAUGAGAGGGUCCAGCUCACUGUGGGUGGUGCCACCUUGGACAGGUGGUUCUGAGUUUUAUGAAAAGCAAACUGAGAACGGCAUAAACAGAAAGCCAGUGCACUGUACUCUUCCAUGACCUCCGUUUCAGUUCCCGCCUCUGUUUCAUCCCUUGAGUUCCUACAGUG